Molecule: messenger RNA, 2166 nt
Organism: Mollisia scopiformis
Lineage: Eukaryota; Fungi; Ascomycota; Leotiomycetes; Helotiales; Mollisiaceae
Exons: 2
Coding region: 1-2166 (721 amino acids)
Source: RefSeq, a predicted model, not a curated record
AUGUCGGCACCAGAAAUUCGUCUCCAAACCAGUCAACCUGAUGAUAAACCCACUAUAUUUAGUCCUAUCUCACCAGUAUCACCGCAGGCUUCAUCGAAGUCAAUUUAUACUAGAUCGGACACACUUACUCUUUCUGACAAAUACUCUCCGAUCGAGAAAGGAAGUCCUCAAAGUAUACAUUCGAAGCCAUGGCCUGUACGGCCACAACCUCUCAGCAAGGACAUAACAGGCCAACGUUGGUGGGACACCACGGUCGACUUUGUUACUUGUUUAAUUCCUUUACCUUUUUUCAUGCUUGCAGCUGCUGUAGUGGCUGUCAACGGAAAAGAAGUCAACAACCGUGACUUAGACUUUCUCCAACAGGCAAUCAAAGGGGCAACAACCUUGUUUCCAAUCUGCUUUGCUGCGAUUGCUGGCAGAGCAGCCAUCAAAUAUGCGACCUGGAAACUUGAACAAGGGACUACCCUCGGUGCCCUUGAGCAACUGAUGGGCAGCCGAACAGUCGCGAGUGCCAUUACUACUCAAGUGCAACUUCGAUCUUUCAAUGCAGUUGGCCUAGGACUUAUCUUAGUUUGGGCAUUAUCACCUCUGGGAGGUCAAUCCAUUUUACACAUUUUAUUUACUCCGACUAAAGUCACCUCAACGCCAUCCAAUAUCACAUAUUUCAACACGAGGCAACAAAGUUAUUCCGCUCCCACCGGCAGUUUUGCGAAUCAAUGGUUUUCUGGAUUCUCGAUCCUGUUCAGUUCUUCGAUACUGGCUCCUCAGGCCGUCUUGCAAAGUAGCAUGGACAUCUGGGGCAAUGUCAAGAUUCCGUACUUUUCCAGCAUUUCCUCCGAUGGGGAGCCGAGAGAUAGCGAUGGCUGGGUUCAAACUUCGGCCAACAAUGGAACCUUGGUCUAUUCCUCAAUAUUCGGUAUUCCCAUGACUGGAAUUGGCUUCGGCAACACAACCCUAAUGAUGGAGUCGACAUACAUGCAGCUGACAUGUGAUAAUACAACUACGUUCCCAAUACCCAAUGCGACUGAUGGCACACCUGAUUUCAAAGGAUUCUUGAUCUCCCAGACUGGGCCAUUCUUUAGCUAUCAGAAUGUGUCUGACUCGGUGCCUUUCGCUAUUGGAUGGCAAGGCCAAGAUGUCGCCCAAUUGGGUACUAAUGAUCCCUCAGGAUUUGUCUACCCUCAGUUUUGCCCCGACUGUCUGGCGCCUUCUCUGACCAAUGCCUCCUUCACCAACGGCACACUCGUCUUUCAAGAGUUUGAUGGCGUGGAUAAUGUGACGUCCGUGUACUGCACUCCAUCCCAACAAUACAUGGAGAACCAAAUUUUUUGUACCAAAGAUGGGGUUACUCAGCAGUGUCAAGUCACUGCUCAAAGGCUGUCUGUUCUGCCACAUUUCCCAUCGGAAGUCACCUAUCUCAGUUUUAACGAGGUAGCUAUGGGACUUACAGCACUUUUCGCGAACUCGACGCCGCAAGGAAAGGCUGUCAAUCAGUUACAGAAUUGGAUUCUGGAUCCCACCUCUACAGUAUCGCUCAUUUCCAACGUCAACUCAGGCUCAAACAAUGAUGGGCAAACACCUCUUGCCUUCGUUUCACUGCAAGAUAUUGGAGAUCGGCUUGGUCAACUCAUAAACGCUUUCAUACACGGAAGCAUGUGGAAUUCUACAUCAUAUAUCAUUGAGACGCCUCUCUACGAUAUCCAAGAAAUGGUGGCAGGUGGGAGGAAUGGCAGCUUUGUACCAGCAACUACUUCUGAUAUUAUUGCCAUGAUCCAGAAUCGAACUUCGGCCUUCACAGUCACAGCCAAUCAAGUCAAUGCUGCUCAAGUAUACCUAGCUUUCUUUCCGUGGUUAAUAAUAUUUCUCCUUUCUAAUUUGGUGAUGCUGCUAGCGGCGAUCACGGGUGUUUAUUUUUCAAGGAAGACAAUUGUUCCUGAUUAUUUGGGGUUUGUGUCCAGUUUGGCGAAAGAGUCACCGUUCAUCCGAAUGCCAGAUGCAGGUAUAAAUAUGGACGGGAUGGAUAAGGCGAAGUUGGUGAAGGAUAUGAAAGUCAGGCUAGGAGAUAUAAGUGAUUUUGAUGGAGGUAGCAAUGGACGGGUUGGAAAGUUAGCUUUUGCCCGCAUGGAAGAGACCACAAAAGUCCAGAGAGGAAAGCUCUAUAUAUGA